Molecule: messenger RNA, 1374 nt
Organism: Saccharomyces kudriavzevii IFO 1802
Lineage: Eukaryota; Fungi; Ascomycota; Saccharomycetes; Saccharomycetales; Saccharomycetaceae
Gene: MFG1
Product: Mfg1p
Exons: 1
Coding region: 1-1374 (457 amino acids)
Biological process (GO): negative regulation of transcription by RNA polymerase II; positive regulation of transcription by RNA polymerase II
Cellular component (GO): nucleus; transcription regulator complex
Source: RefSeq, a predicted model, not a curated record
AUGUAUCAAGGCCCUCCGCAACCGCCUCCUCAAAGUGUACCGAUGCCAUACAUUGUGAACAACAACACUCACUAUCCAAAUGGAAAUGUGAGCUUUCCUCCCACCGCGCAGCAAGGUAUACCGCCCACGGCUUAUCCACAGCAAGUACCAUUCCCUAGUCAACCACAGGGUGGUCAAUUUUCACAGGCUUCACCUGACCAGCAAGUUUUUAACCAGCCGCCACAAGUGACUCAACCCUAUCAUAACACUGCGCAGAAUGCCAACGUGACUGGAUGUGCGAAUAGCGGGACAUUACCAGUGUAUACACCGGUGACAUCGUUUCCUCAGCCUAUUGCGCCAGCAGCGACGGCAACUACUCCGUUGCCACAGCAUAUAUCCCAGACAUCUUUACCAAUGCUGCGAGUGCCGUACCACAUAAGAAAAUACUUAUCUAAUUUAGCAAUGUUGAAAUUGUACGAAAUAAUAAACGAUAUUAAUAUGGCAAUGGGGAAGAUUAGUCUGCUUUCAUUUUGGACGGAGCUGAUAUCAGGAAUCUUUACUCCCGAUGCGGUGGUUAGGUAUAGUAAGAAGUCCUUGACAGAUUAUAGAGAAUUUGAGUUUGUCAUCCCAGUGCUUCCCGUCAUUUGCUCUACCUUAGGUAGGUUUGGUAUUGUGAGAAUGGAAAUGAAAGUGUUGCAAUUAAAAACACAGGUGCUAAGUAAUUCUACGAUUUUCUUCAACUGUCCUCGUGUCUCAUUUGUCUACUAUUAUCCUGACGGUUCGUAUGUUACGCAUUUUGCACAGAUGAAGGGCGCAUUCGAUUUGGACUUGAAAAUCAAUUGGCUGGACAUAUCAAUGCAUAGUUUUGUCCCUAAUAUCGAGUGGAAUGCAGUGGAAAGGCUUUUGAGUGAUCAGACCAAGUCGCCAGAAAUCGAGCGAAUACUUUCGAAAUUGAAACAAGAAGACGCCAGUGAUCAAGGGAAUGCCUCCACGGAGAACAAUGGAACGAACAUCCCUCGAAACUUCGAAGUCAUAACUCAACUGAGGUCGUAUUUUGACGUCUUCGGGAACGUCUCCGUAUUCGGCACUCAAGAGGGAUUGAUGAGGGUCAUGCAAAUAAGCACCGUCAUGUCUACCUUGAAAAAUCUCCGAAAGUUCCAAAUCGAACAGAACAUCGAUAGUCCUGUGACUGCCUUGAGUGCGUACGUCGACUCUGGCAAGAAUGACAUUGGGAGCGAGCCUGUGCACACAAAGAGGCGGCGCAACAGUGGCGUUUCCCCUCAUACCACGACGUCGGGACCAGGUAGCAACCUCAAUACGAACAAUGACGAGCUUUCAACCAGCGAUGCGAAUGAAACUAACAACGAUGUGACGAAGAAAAAGAUGAAGUUUUGA